AAAAGCACGGACAGAGCUAGCAAAAUGAUCGGAAUAGUGCUGCUAAUCGGGGCCGUGACCCUUCUGUAUGUUUACCUUAAGUGGACAUUCAGCUAUUGGGACCGCAAGGGAUUCCCCUCGGCGGGUGCCACCAUUCCCUUUGGUGUCCUGGACUCCGUGCGGCAGGGAAGGCGAUCCUUCGGCAUGGCCAUUUACGAUCUGUACAACUCUACGAAGGAGCCAGUGAUCGGAAUGUAUCUCACCAUUAGACCAGCCCUGUUGGUCCGGGACGCCCAGCUGGCCCACGAUGUGCUCGUCAAGUAUUUUGCCAGUUUCCACGAUCGCGGCGUUUACGUAGACGAGGAGAAUGACCCAAUGUCGGCGGGGCUAUUCUCACUAGAGGGAGCCAGCUGGAAAAAUCUGCGCACCAAGCUUUCGCCCUCCUUCACCUCUGGCAAGCUGAAGGCCAUGUUCGAGACCUCCGAUGCAGUCGGCGAUAAGUUGGUAGCCCACUUGAAGAAGCAACUGCCCGAGUCCGGGAGCAAGGAGGUGGAAUUGAAAAGUCUCAUAUCGACCUAUGCCGUGGAUAUAAUUGCCUCGACUAUUUUUGGACUGGAUGUUGACAGUUUUGCAGAUCCCAAAAAUGAAUUUCUCCAGAUUAGUAAAUUAGUAAAUCGCAACACCUUUUCAGACAUUGUUCGUGGCGCAUCAUCAUUCCUUUAUCCAGCCUUGGAGAAGCUCUUUGUGAAAAUCGGAUGGAAACAGGAAGCAUUUGAAAGGAUGAGGGAACUAUCCAAUCGCACCGUAGAUCUCAGGGAGAAGAACAACAUUGUUCGUAAGGAUCUGCUGCAACUCCUCCUGCAGCUGCGCAAUCAGGGAAAGAUCAGCACUGAUGAUACCGUGUGGACAGCGGAAAGCUCAAAGAAUGGCGUAAAGUCCAUGUCCAAGGACCUUAUUGCCGGACAGCUGUUCCUCUUCUAUGCCGCUGGUUUCGAAACCACGGCCAGCACGACUUCAUUUACUCUUUACGAGCUCACCCAACACCCGGAGGUGAUGGCCAAGGCGCAGGAGGAUGUGCGCCAAGCCAUCGAGAAGCACGGCGGUCUGACCUACGAUGCCAUUUCGGACAUGAAGUACUUGGAAGCCUGUGUGAUGGAAACUGCUCGCAAAUAUCCUGCUCUGCCCAUCCUGAACCGAGUCUGCACGCAGGAUUAUCCAGUGCCGGAUAGCAAGCUGGUGAUCAAGAAGGGCACACCCAUUGUGAUAUCCCUGAUUGGAAUGCACCGGGACCCGGAGUAUUUCCCCAAUCCACUCACUUAUCAGCCCGAACGCUAUUUGGAUGAGAACAAGAACUUUAGGCAGGCUGCGUAUAUGCCCUUUGGGGAGGGUCCUCGCCACUGCAUAGGCCUGCGCAUGGGUAAGGUGAAUGUGAAGAUAGCUGUAGCCAAGAUUCUGUCCAAUUUCGACCUGGAAAUUCGCAAGGAGAAGCGCGAAAUCGAGUUCGGUGCGAAUGGAGUAACCCUGAUGCCCAAGGAGGGAGUGCCUGUGCGGAUCUCCCGAAAAAAGUAGGCUAAGGUUUCCUUAAACGCAAAUAUCGCGAUUUUUGUUAAAACUAUUAAUACCGCUCGGCAUGUGAUAAGGGAAGCUAUAUACUUCAUAAAAAACUAAGAAAUCAUCCAUUUAACUGUGCCUAGAUAUUUAUAUAUAUAUAAAUUGUUAGGGGUUUCCUUAUAUCCAAGAAAUAUAAAGAUUUUAAAAUA
This is a messenger RNA of Drosophila kikkawai, 1739 nucleotides long. Its product is annotated as probable cytochrome P450 6d5. The record is from RefSeq and is a predicted model, not a curated record. Gene Ontology annotation, molecular function: heme binding; iron ion binding; monooxygenase activity. NCBI's taxonomy places the organism in Eukaryota, Metazoa, Arthropoda, Insecta, Diptera, Drosophilidae.